ACAGGUCUGCACUCCGCAUCCCCUCUCAGUGCUGUGUCGAUGGUGCUGCGGAGCGGUAUGAACGUGUUCGCAUCCGAGCGCUCGCGGACGAUGUUGGUUUGAGUGAACGGAAGGUGUCAGCCAGUGGACCGCUGAGACUGUGCGCGUGUGAGGAGAAGAGUAUCGCGUUGAUGCGUGCCGGCGCGCUCUGGAUUACGUGCUGCUGGAUUACUGUGGCAGCGAACACUCGGCAGACAAUGACAGGCCGCUGGCGGUGACAGCGAACAGCGCAGCAGAGAGAACCUUGCGAUCGGAUUAACUGGCGGACGGUACCGACCAUGAAGCCUCGGAAAAACGGGGUGACCAUUGGCCUGUGGCUCGCACUGGUUGCAGCUACGAUACCAGCCGCAGUGCAAGCUUUCGUGUCCUGCUCACCAAAUCCGUGCAAGAAUGGAGCCUCCUGCGUGUCGUCCAACCCAAGCGGCGAGUCUCAUUGCAACUGUCCUCCGCUCUACGUUGGCGAGUACUGCCAGCACGCGAAUCCGUGCCACACCGGAGGCCCGGGCUUCCGCUGCCAGAACGGCGGCACGUGCAACGUGGAGAUGAGUGUCACAAACGGACCCAAGUUCUCGUGCACCUGUCCCGUGGGCUACACGGCCACCAUGUGCGAGAUCAAGGUGCCCAAUGCCUGCGACACGCAGCCCUGCAAUAACGGGGCCACGUGCCAGCUGCUCACGCUGCAAAACUACACAUGCUUGUGCGCCAACGGCUUUCGAGGCAAGUACUGCGACAAGGUGGACCACUGCGCCUCCCAGCCUUGUCUAAAUUACGGCAGUUGUCAAUCCAAGGAAGAUUCGUAUUCGUGCAUCUGUGCGCCGGGAUACAGCGGAGCCUCGUGCGCGGUCGACGUGGACGAGUGCCAAACAAGACCCUGCAUCCAUGGAAAAUGCCUCAACAACCAGGGUUCCUUCAGUUGCACUUGUGAACCCGGCUACACGGGCCAUCUCUGCGAAUCCCAGUACAUUCCGUGUGAGCCCAGCCCCUGCAUGAAUGGCGGAACCUGUCGACCCAUCGACUCCCUCAACUACCAGUGUUCGUGUCCUCCUGGCUUCACGGGGACCAACUGCGAGACGAACGUGGACGACUGUCCAGGCAACCUGUGCCAGAACGGCGCCACUUGUCUCGACGGCGUCAACUCGUACACGUGUCACUGUCCGCCCACGUACACGGGGCCGUACUGCACCAAGGACGUGGAUGAGUGCGCCAUGCGGCCCAGCGUGUGCAAGAAUGGCGCCACGUGCACCAACACGGUAGGCGGCUACUCGUGCAUCUGCGUCAAUGGCUGGACGGGCGCCGACUGCUCGGAGAAUAUUGACGAUUGCGCCGUGGCCGCGUGCUUCAACGGUGCCACGUGCCACGACCGAGUCGGCUCCUUCUACUGCCAGUGUGCGCCCGGCAAGACGGGCCUGCUGUGCCAUUUGGACGACGCGUGUGCCAGCAAUCCGUGCCACGCGGGUGCCAUCUGCGACACAAGUCCCAUCGACGGCACAUACCUCUGCUCAUGCCCCAAUGGGUUCCAGGGCGUCGACUGCACCGAGGACGUGGACGAGUGCGCUCAGGGCUUCCCUUGCGAACACCAGGGCCUCUGCGUCAACACGCCUGGCUCGUUCCGUUGCAACUGCACCCGUGGUUUCGCCGGGCCCCGAUGCGAGGUGAACAUCAACGAAUGCGACUCCAACCCCUGCCAGAACGAGGGCACCUGCCUGGACGAGCGUGGCGGCUUCCGCUGCGUCUGCAUGCCCGGCUACCGGGGUGUGCACUGUGAAGUGGACAUUGAUGAGUGCCUGCCCAACCCAUGCCUAAAUGGAGGAAUAUGCAGCGAUCGCAUCAAUGGCUUUCAAUGCCUCUGCCCUGUAGGAUUCUCAGGCAAAAAAUGUGAGACCAAUGAAGAUGACUGUUCCUCAUUUCCAUGCCGUAAUGGAGGAUCUUGCCAUGAUGGAAUCGCCAGCUACACCUGCCACUGCCCACCAGGUUUUACUGGAAGCAAUUGCGAAACUAAUAUGGAUGACUGCCAGUCCUCUCCGUGCCACCAUGGAGAUUGCAUAGAUGGCACAAAUGCAUUCACGUGUAACUGUCACCCUGGAUACACAGGCCUUCUCUGUCAAAACCAGAUCAAUGAGUGCUUAAGCAGUCCAUGUCAGCAUGGUGGCACAUGUGAAGACCUUGUAAAUGGCUACCAGUGCCGUUGUCGCCGUGGUACCUCUGGUCCAGAUUGCCAGUUCAAUGUGAAUGAAUGUUUCUCAAACCCAUGCCGAAACGGUGCAACAUGUGUGGAUGGGAUUGACUCUUACACUUGCGAAUGCCUUCCAGGAUAUGCAGGUAUUCAUUGUGAAACAGACAUCAAUGAAUGUGCCAGCAACCCUUGUGCAAAUGGAGGUGCUUGCAUUGAUCUCAUCAAUGGCUUCAAGUGCAACUGCCCUCGCGGCUACUUCGAUGCUCGUUGCCUGUCCAAUGUGAAUGAAUGUGCCAGCAACCCAUGUCAGCAUGGUGGCACCUGUGAAGAUGAAGUGAAUCAUUUUGUCUGUCACUGCCCUCCUGGCUAUGGUGGCCAUCGCUGUGAACAAGACAUCGAUGAAUGUCAAUCUAACCCGUGCCAGCAUGGAGGCAGCUGCCACGAUGCCUUGAAUAACUACUCAUGUGCCUGCAUAGAAGGCUACUCUGGGCGCAACUGUGAAACCAACCUGGAUGACUGCAGUCCGAACCCUUGUCGCAAUGGUGGAAGUUGCAUUGACUUAGUGGGCACAUUCCGCUGUGUGUGCGAAGUGCCUUUCACAGGACCGACAUGUGAGGUUGAACUGAAUCCUUGCUCGCCAAAUAAGUGCCGAAAUGGUGCACAGUGCUCACCAUCUUCAAAUUAUCUAGAUUUUGCCUGCUCUUGCAAACUUGGCUUUACAGGCAGGCUCUGUGAUGAGGACAUUGAUGAGUGUGCUGUAUCAUCACCAUGCCGCAAUGAAGCCACAUGCAUCAACACCAAUGGUUCCUACGAAUGUGCCUGCACGAAAGGCUAUGAAGGCAGGGAUUGCCUAAUCAACACUGAUGACUGUGCAUCCUAUCCAUGCCAGAAUGGAGGCACUUGCCUUGAUGGGAUAGGCCAAUACAGCUGCCUUUGUGUGGAUGGCUUUGGUGGCAAGCACUGUUCUGUAGACAUCGAUGAGUGUGCCAGCAAUCCUUGCCUCAAUGGUGCAACUUGCAAUGACUAUGUCAACAGCUAUGCCUGUGCAUGUCUUCCUGGCUUCAGUGGCACAAAUUGUCAAACAAAUGAUCAAGACUGCACUUCAAGCUCAUGUAUGAAUGGUGGAACCUGUGUCGAUGGUGUAAACAACUAUACCUGCCAGUGCAGUCCAGGCUACACAGGCUCAAACUGCCAGUACCACAUCAAUGAAUGUGACUCCCAGCCCUGUGCUCAUGGAGCCACUUGUGUCAAUCACAUUGGAUACCACACCUGUCACUGUCCGUUUGGCUACACGGGACCUCGUUGUGAGACACUAGUGGACUGGUGCGCCACUACACCAUGUCUCAAUGGAGCUACUUGUAAGCAGUCCAAUAACACAUACCGGUGCAUCUGCAAACCUGGUUGGACUGGUCUACUUUGUGAUGUAUCCAUGGUAUCAUGUGAAGAUGCCGCAUUGCAGAAAGGUAUCAAGGUAUCAGACCUGUGUGAGCAUGGCGGCAUGUGUGAAAACAUCGGGAAUAGCCAUCGCUGCCUCUGUCCUGAAAGCUAUGAAGGCAGCUACUGCCAACGCGAAGUUAAUGAAUGCCUUAGCAACCCUUGUCAAAAUGGAGCAACCUGCCAAAACCUAAUAGGCCAGUACAAAUGUGAUUGCCCAGAAGGAUUCCAGGGGCUCAACUGUGAAUACAAUAUCAAUGACUGUGACCCCAAUCCAUGUCACAAUGGAGGUACCUGCCAUGAUCUUGUUAACAAGUUUGCGUGCUCUUGCCGUCAUGGGACAGUAGGAAUCUUGUGUGAACACAAUGUCAACGAAUGCUUUGAAGGUGCCUGCCAUCAUGGUGGAACAUGCCUUGAUAGAGUUAAUGGCUACGAAUGUGAAUGCAGGCCAGGAUACGUGGGACCACGGUGUGAAGGAGAUGUCAAUGAGUGUCUCUCCAAGCCCUGCGAUCCAGUGGGCACACUCGACUGUGUCCAGCUAAUUGAUGACUACCGUUGUGACUGUCGCCCAGGACAUGCUGGUAGGCACUGUGAGCUUAAAGUGGACCCAUGUUCAUCAAACCCUUGUUUGAAUGGUGGUAUCUGCCAUCCUGGACCUCGUGGACCAAUGUGCAUCUGCCAAGAGGGUUUCCGUGGUGAGACUUGUGCCAACCAGAGCUGUAGUGAGAAGUGGCCAUGCCGCAAUGGAGGUCAGUGUCGGGGCCACUCUUGUGUCUGCCCCCAUAGGACAUCCGGUAGUCUGUGUGAAAUAAUUGAAGAAGAACUCAGUAAGAGUGCCUGCACAUUAGGGGCUUGCCGAAAUGGAGGAGUUUGCAGAGAAGUCACAGGUGGCAGGAUAGAGUGUGACUGCCCUGCCAGGUGGAAAGGACUACGCUGCGAAGAGUACGAUGGUGGCUACAGAGGAAGUCUGGCACCACCUGUGGAAGGCAUCUAUGACUUAUUUUUGAAAUCCCUCGAAGAGGAAAAGAAGCAGUGCACCAUGCGCCGGUGUGAAAAGAAGGCAGGCAACCGCCAUUGUGAUGAAGAGUGCAACACGUAUGCCUGUGACUUUGACGGUGGUGACUGUUCAUUAGGUAUCAACCCAUGGAUGAACUGUACUGCUGCGAUCAAAUGUUGGGAUGUGUUCAGAGAUGGCAAAUGCAACAUGGAAUGCAACAAUAUUGACUGCCUUUUUGAUGGUUUUGACUGUCAGAAGGACCUUCAACCUUGCAAUGAACACUAUGACACUUACUGCAUGAGGAACUAUGGUAAUGGAUUCUGUGACCAAGGCUGCAACAAUGAAGAAUGCAACUGGGAUGGCUUGGACUGUGAAAAAGGACCACCAUACCUUGCUGAGGGUUCCAUUGUCAUCAUGCUUUCCAUUGAGCCAGAGGUUUUCAAGAACAACACUGUAGCCUUCCUUCGUGACAUAGGACAUGCACUACGCACCAAUGUGCUGUUCAAAAAGGACCCUAAUGGUCGGGCCAUGAUUUACCCCUGGAAAGCAACAGAAGGCCAACUGCCCAACCAUUCUGUCCUUCCUGUGCCGCGCACAGGAACACUUGUGCAUCUUGAAAUUGACAAUCGUCGCUGCCUCAAGUCCCAGGGAAGUGAAUGCUUUCAAUCUGCAGCCAAGGCAGCUGAAUUCUUGGCAGCAGCACAGGCCAGACAUGCCUUAGAGACACCUUUUCAUAUCCAAGAAGUACUAGGCUCCGGUACCGAGCAGGAUGGUGCUGGAGGCGAAGGCAGCCGUACUAGUGCACUUCACAUUGUCAUCGGCCUCAUUGGUGUACUGCUAGCUGGGCUUCUUAUCGGUGUCCUCUUCACCACCCAGAAGAAACGUGCCCGGGGUAUUACGUGGUUUCCCGAGGGAUUUCUGAGCACCAGCAGUGGCCAGAGACGCCGCUCAAGGCGCAAGGGUCCUGAUGGGCAAGAGAUGAGAGUUGCUCAAGCAAAUGGUGAUGGACCCCCAGAGGCAUGGAGCGAUGAUGAGGGGGAGCGACCUCCUGCAAAGCGUGCACGAGGCUCGCCAGACUCUGGAUGCGGGGACACAGUUGUCUCGGACUACGAGGAUGAACGGGACCCUCGACCAUGGACCCAGCAACAUUUGGAUGCUGCAGACGUGCGUCUGCCUGAAGUGUUGCAAGCACUCACCCCACCACAAGGCAGUGAUCUCGACCACAAUGUUGACGUCAGAGGACCUGGUGGCCUGACGCCUUUGAUGCUUGCUUCAUUUCGUGGUGGUGGUGUGGAUACUGGGGAAGAGCCAGGAGAAGAGGACACUGGAUCUGCCAAUAUGAUUCAGGACCUUUUAAUGCAAGGUGCCCAGCUUGGCAGUACUACUGAAAAGACUGGCGAAACAUCGUUGCACCUUGCUGCUCGCUACGCCCGGGCAGACGCUGCCAAACGACUUCUUGAUGCUGGAGCUGAUGCCAAUGCUCAGGACAGUUCCGGCAGGACACCGCUUCAUGCAGCUAUUGCAGCUGAUGCUGUAGGAGUGUUUCAGCAGAUCCUGCUGCGAAAUCGUGCCACAAAUCUAAAUGCCAAGAUGAACAAUGGGAUGACUCCACUUAUUCUUUCCAUUCGCCUUGCUAUGGAGGGCAUGGCAGAAGACCUAAUCAAUGCAGAAGCAGACGUCAAUGCAGCAGAUUCUGACUCGCGUACACCACUUCACUGGGCAGCCGCUGUCAAUGAUGUUGCUUCAGUCCGUAUGCUUUUGGCUCAUGGUGCCAACCGUGAUGCUCAAGAUGUGCAUGAAGAGACUCCUCUGUUCCUUGCGGCACGUGAAGGAAGCUUGCAAGCUGUGCAGGCAUUGCUUGACCAUGGAGCCAAUCGAGACAUCACCAACCACAUGGACAGGCGGCCGCGUGAUGUUGCUCGUGAUCGCAUGCACCUCGAUAUUGUCGACCUGCUGGACAAGUAUGUGCCAAGCCCCCAUAUUUCAGGGCUCUCCAGCCCACCAAUCCUACUGUCUAGCCCAACAGUCAUUGGGUCCACUAAAUCUGCCAAGGGCAAGCGACGGCAGCCACAGGCCAAGAAUGGUGCCAGUGCCCUGCAGCAACUUGACAUGUCAGCCACAUCCCCCAAAACUGACACUGCUGCGGUUGCUGUUCCAAAGAGGAGGACACCAUCUAUUAAGAAGUGUAGGGAUCCGCCUCCAUUGCCAGACAUUGCACACUCGCUUGACUCGCCUCACGAGUCACCAGGAGGCCCUUUGUUCUUGCCUCAAGAGGCUGUGGCCACCUUUACCAAACAACCACCAUGCUACGAGGAUUGUGUGGGGCCUGUCUAUGCUGGAGUGUACGAUCUACAAGCCUAUGCUAACACAGGUCCUGCUGCCAUGUCACAGCAACAACAGCAGCAGCAGCAACAGCAGCAACAGCAGCAUCAACGCCAGACCUCUGUGCCCUCCAGCAUGAGCAGCUAUAGCAUGGCAUCUUCACCUGCCAAGCAGAGACCCUCACUUCCAACAUCGCCAACUCACAUGGCUGCCAUGCGAGCUGCGCACCAGCACAAGUUGCAGCAAGGGGGACCAACAUAUGACUACCCGGUACAGCCAGCCUACUACCACUACCCUACGCCACCAUCUCAGCACAGCCAUGGCAGUGGGGCUGAGGUCACACCUCAGCACUAUCUUCACCCUGGUGAGACCUACCUGACGCCAUCACCCGAGUCACCAGGCCAGUGGUCGAGUUCUUCACCCCAUUCAGCACAGUCUGACUGGUCAGAAGGCAUUUCCAGUCCCUUGGGACAGGCACUGGGUGGAUCAGCCGACUCCAAGCAGCAAACUAUGCAGCAGCCUGGACUGACUCACACUGACUCUGUAUUUAUCUAAGCCACUGUGCAGUGCAGACUGAAAAUAUAUAUAUAUAUUGUGGGAGGUGGACUACUCAACUUAGCUUCCCAAGGACACCAUGUGUGUUGUGCUCUUCAGUGAAAAACUGACCCGCUGAACAUUUUUCUGGUGGACUACUUGCAGAUGCUCACAAAGAUGCCAUGUACACAGGUUUUAUUUUUUUAAUUUGUAGGUUUAUAGAUUCGCUAUGAAUAGAAAUGCCCAGUCGUGUCACACCACAUACAUGUUGGAGAAAUGCUCUUGCUUGCUAAUUAAUUUGAUGAAAGUCAGAAGCACACUUCAGGCAGCGAGUGCCAUGGGCAUGAGGUAGCUCUGUCCCAAUACAUUUUAACAUAGUCAGCCUCCAACAUGUGUGUUGCAAUCAUGUACUGAAGUUCUGUGUGUAUGGCACAGCUGAAUUUGAGAUCAGAGGGCUAUUUUUAUACUUGUCGCUCACAACAUGUUUAAAAGGAAAGCUGGUGGGUAUGUUUUUAUCUAGCAGCACAGAACAUUAUUUAUAGUAAACCUGUUUUGCAGCUUUGCCUAUCUCUCAUCCUCAAAAGGGCUGAUUAACUUACAUGCACAGCAUCAUCACUUUCAUUUAACUAGGACCUAUUUUCUUAUGGGGUCUGUGUUUCUGAGGAGUUUUGUUCACUUGCCCUAUCAGUCAUCUACUCAUCUCUCAGCUUCUUGAUGUUUCAGUCCUCCUCAAUAUUGUCUUGCCACCAGAGUUGACUUUCAUGGCAUUCUUGUCAAUAUCCUCUACUCAUUAAAUGGCCAAACCAUCUCAAACUUUCCUCUUACAUUUUUGCUGCAACUUCGACCAUUCCUCUGCACCUCUUGCUGCUACUUUGACAAUACUCAGAUAUAGUCACUUAAAGCUCUCUUUUCUUGUCACUGCACAGGUAUAUCUCGGCAUCCUCAUUUCAGUCACCUUUAUUUUCCGCAUUUUUAAGCCUUCAUCAUGAUUAUUUUCAGCUGUAUACAACAAUGCUGGUCACAUUACUGUCUUGUAAACUAAGCCUGCCAACAUUUUUUGGUAUAUUCUCAUACAGAAACCCUGAAACAUCCUCUCAGUUCUUCAAUUCUGCCUAAAUUCUCCCAAUGCCUUUUGCCCUUGUUGCCUUCUUCUUUGACCCCUCAACAAAAAUACCUAAAAUGAGUGGUGCUGACCAAUUUUAAGUCUUUGCUGAAGUGAUUGUAGGCCAUGCAGUCCAUUUUGCUUCUGCUUAUCCAUAAACUGCUUCUCUCGCUUAGAUUUCCUCCAGCACUUAAACAUCACUUUAGUACUGUGUUUUGAUGCUGCACACAAGACUUGAGUUAUCUGUACAAAGAAUGUUCAAAAGUGUUUCUUCUGUACAAUACUUAAUCAAGCAAGGGGUUUAUGGCAAACCUUGGUGGAGUGCCUAUGGUCACUUCAUAGCUUUCGCUCUAACGAAGGCAGCUGGGAACCUUCAUCUUUGCUUUCUCUUGUAUUUCCUUGACAAGCAGACAUACUUCUCUGAUGACUGCCAAAUUUACCGGUACCUCUUCUUUGUUAUUUGCAGUCAGCAGUGAAGUGUGUGGUACAUUAGUCUUUAUUCUUGAAGGCUGUAUUAGUAGAUACCAGUCCAUCCAUCAUUUGCAAAGCAGCAAGUGAUUGUAUAUCUAAUGACGGUGCAUUAGAAAAUACAAUGUAGGUUCAAAUGAGUUUAUUUUGAUUUUUCUUAAGCUCGUUAUUGAGCUACCUAUGUACAGUUUCUUGAUAAGAACUAUGGUUCUAAUAAUCUAAGUCUACUGUAAUGUCAUUACACUCUAAAAAACCUAAAUGUGGGAAAAAAUCUGGAUCUUGCAAAGUGAGUCAAGAUAUUCAAAUAAAACCCACACCUGAUAAAUUAAAGAUUUAGAUUGCAUGCAAAAAUAUUUGGCAUAUUUUGAAUCAAACACCGAUUUCACAGUCACUCAAUUUGAAUUUCUUGUAGCAAACACAUACUAAGUUGCUCACAGUUACUCAAGAUUGCAAGAGUGUGUUGUGUUGACAGAAGUUUAGCUUAAGACAGACCACUAUAACUUUUUCUUUUCUAUUUUUUUUAUUACUAUCAUUUGUAAAUAAGAAUGUGAUAAUAACUGAUGGCAGCAAUUCAGAUGCUCCUUGUUACUAACAAUAUGCAGUGAAUCAGUAUUCAAAUUUUUCAACAGCUCACCAUGGUCAGCACAUAUAGGUGUGGAAGGCUUGUGAAUGUGCCGAGAAUCAUGAAAAAAGUAUAACUAUUCCUUCCAAGUAAGUAUCUUCUGUGUGUGCUGAAUCUUGCUCAAUCCUGGAGAACUGCCAGUAAGCUAUGGAUUUGUCAGAUUUAGUACUCCAAUUUUGUUUUGUCAUUGCAGCAUAUUUAUUUCACAAGAUGGGGCCAAAACAAUGUGCACUCUUGCAGCAACAACCCUCGCUACUAACUGGCAAUGCUGAUUGCUCUGUAGGCUCGUGAAAUGCUACAUUGAUUUAGAUUGCAGAAGGACACUCGGCAAAUAAUGUUGUGUUCUGUGUUGUUGUAAAUAGGUUUUUUGCUGUGCCUCUGCCUUAUUGUACGCAUUUGACUUCAUCUUAAGGCUCAUUUUGACUGUCCUGCCUAGAGAGCUUGUUGCUACUCAUUGGAAAGGCUGAAAAUGUUUUUCCACAGUGUGGAAAGCAGGCUGGGCAUGAGGAAUGCACUGUACAAUAUGUGAUGUGGGACUAUGCAAAUAUAUAUAUAUAUAUAUAUUAUAUAUAUAAAAUGUAUACAUAUGUACAAAGUCCAAGAGUGCGACAGCAUUCAGAACGAGGUGGAAACUUAGCAGUGCAUGUACAUGCAAUCCUGCCAAAUAAUGCAUAUGCAUGAUUCCUUUCAUUGCCAAUACCAGAAGAAAAAUCGUGUUCAUAGCCUGGUUGGUCAUUUUCAUAUUGUUCAGCAGAAACAUGCACAAUAAAGACAGUUCUUUGAA
Dermacentor andersoni is the source of this 10475-nucleotide messenger RNA. RefSeq names its product neurogenic locus Notch protein (gene N). Gene Ontology annotation, biological process: regulation of developmental process; multicellular organism development; axon guidance. Gene Ontology annotation, cellular component: signaling receptor complex; plasma membrane; cell surface. The record is from RefSeq and is a predicted model, not a curated record. Lineage: Eukaryota; Metazoa; Arthropoda; Arachnida; Ixodida; Ixodidae. Gene Ontology annotation, molecular function: protein binding; calcium ion binding.